GGAGAAGGAAUUGGGAUUUAAUGUUGUGUGGUGAUUGUUUGAUGUCUGCUAUUUGCUAGUUGUUUUGGAUUCGGUUUUCGAUUUUUGUAUUUUUGUCCUUGAUUUAGGUUUUUCGACUUGGUUUGCGUGAGCAUAGUGUUUGAUUGGAUGAGUGAUGAAGUAACCAAUUUUGGUUAUGUUUGGUAGGAAAUUAUUGGGGUUUUUUUGUCGAUUUAGGAAGGUUGAGUUGGAAAUUGAUAACUGAUAGUUAAUUCUAAACUAAUGUUGUUAUCCACACUUUGAAUAUAGAAAAUGUAUUGAUUGCAUUUUAUCAACCCCCACCAUUUUUUUGCUGAUCAAACCUUGUGGAUGAUUUAAUGGAAAGCUAAAAAUAAUAAGGGCUUGACCUUCACCGAAGUCCACUGUAAUCAGUAGCAAGUGUCCUUCUGCUCCUAUAAUUUGAGGUCAUUUGUUUGUUUGGCAUCAAUUCUGGUUUGAGUGGGAGUUAUGUACCGGGAGAAGUUUGUGAGGUUUCAAGACUGGAGAUCUGAGAAAAGUUUUAAUGGACAAUCGCCUAGUAAAGGUGGAGUGCAGCUAUCAAGACUCCGAUCAGCAGCAUAUUUGGUCUCAGACAAGUUUCAGAGAGGAUUUGAAUCUGGUUCUGAAAGGAUCAAGAGGUUCACUGGAACAAUAAGAUCCUUCUCUUUUGGAAAGUCUCGGGCAGAUGGUGGGGUAUCGAGGAAGAAAAUUCUUGAUCCUCAAGGGUCAUUUCUUCAGAAAUGGAAUAAGAUUUUUGUACUGUCUUGUGUGAUUGCCAUUUCCUUGGAUCCCUUGUUUUUCUAUAUCCCCAUUAUCAACAAUGAUAAAAAAUGCCUUGAUUUGGACCGCAAGAUGGAACUUGCUGCUAGCAUUUUGCGAUCCUUCACAGAUCUCUUUUACCUCACACAUAUUAUAUUUCAAUUUCGUACGGGAUUCAUUGCCCCUUCUUCGCGGGUGUUUGGAAGAGGCAUCCUGAUUCAAGAUUCCUGGGAAAUAGCCAAAAGAUACCUGCGUUCGUACUUCGUAAUUGAUAUCCUUGCUGUUCUUCCACUUCCUCAGAUUGUAAUUCUCAUCAUCAUUCCCGAGUUGAAAGGUGAUAGAUCUUUGAACGCAAAGGAUUUGCUAAAAUUUGUGGUGAUCCUUCAAUAUAUACCAAGGCUUCUUCGAGUCUAUCCAUUAUAUCAAGAAGUGACAAGAACCUCAGGCAUACUCACUGAAACAGCUUGGGCUGGUGCUGCCUUCAAUCUUUUUCUGUACAUGCUCGCCAGUCAUGUGCUCGGAGCCUUCUGGUAUUUGUUUUCUAUAGAACGUGAAACAAAUUGCUGGAAGAGAGCUUGCGGAGAUCAAUCUGCAUGUCGUUCUUCUUCGUUUUAUUGUGAUGCUAAGGAUUCAGGAGGAUUCACACAAUAUUUGAACAACUCUUGCCCGAUACUGGAUCCAAAUGCCACACUUUUUGACUUCGGGAUAUUCCUUGAUGCUCUUCAAUCUGGUGUUGUUGAAUCAAAGAACUUUCCCGAGAAAUUCUUUUACUGUUUCUGGUGGGGUUUGCAGAAUCUAAGCUCCCUCGGCCAGAACCUUCAAACGAGUACGUAUAUCUGGGAGAUUUGCUUCGCCGUUUUCAUAUCUAUAGCUGGUUUGGUGCUGUUCUCGUUUCUUAUCGGAAAUAUGCAGACGUAUCUGCAGUCGACAACGCUGAGACUAGAGGAGAUGCGCGUCAAAAGACGCGAUGCGGAGCAAUGGAUGUCGCACCGUCUGCUUCCUUACAGCUUAAAAGAACGAAUCCGAAGAUACGAGCAAUAUAAAUGGCAGGAGACGAGGGGUGUCGACGAAGAGAAUCUCGUCCGGAAUCUUCCUAAGGACUUGCGACGAGACAUUAAACGCCAUCUCUGUCUUGAUUUACUCCGGCGGGUGCCGAUGUUUGAGAAAAUGGACGAUCGACUAUUGGAUGCGAUGUGCGAUCGUCUGAAACCGGUGCUGUACACCGAGGAAAGCUACAUCGUGCGGGAGGGCGACCCGGUCGACGAAAUGCUGUUCAUAAUGCGCGGGAAACUACUCACGGUAACGACCAACGGCGGGCGCACCGGGUUCUUCAACUCGGAGCAGCUGAAGGCCGGCGACUUCUGCGGCGAGGAGCUCCUGACGUGGGCGCUCGACCCGCACUCGUCAUCGAACCUCCCGAUCUCGACGCGGACGGUGCAGGCGCUCUCGGAAGUCGAGGCGUUUGCGCUGGUGGCGGACGACCUGAAGUUCGUGGCGUCGCAGUUCCGGCGCCUGCACAGCAAGCAGCUGCGGCACACGUUCCGAUUCUACUCACAGCAGUGGCGGACGUGGGCGGCAUGCUUCAUACAGGCGGCGUGGCGGAGGUACACCCGGAAGAAGCUGGAGGAGUCGCUCCAGGAGGAGGAGAACCGGCUGCAGGACGCGCUGGCGAGGGGGGGUGGGAGCUCGCCGAGCUUGGGGGCCACGAUUUACGCGUCGCGAUUUGCGGCGAACGCGCUCCGGGCGUUGCGGCGGAACCGGACGAGGAAGACGCGGCUGCCGGAGAGGAUAUCGCCGAUACUGCUGCAGAAGCCGGCGGAGCCAGACUUCACCGAUGAAGAGAAGUAAGGAAAUUUGGAAAAUAAGUGUUGUAUUGUACGGUACGGUACGGUCGAAUUUUUUUUCUAUUAAUUAUUAUUAUUAAUUAUUAGAAAUGUAUUAUAAGGGUUUUCUUUUUUGGGGGGGGCGGGGGGUUAUAGGAAGGCUUCAACGUUGGUGGUGGUGUUUGUAAGAUGUAUGUAUAUUAUUGUUAUAACUGUUAUUAGUAUGGUAUUUAUUACGUAAAUU
Molecule: messenger RNA, 2844 nt
Organism: Andrographis paniculata
Lineage: Eukaryota; Viridiplantae; Streptophyta; Magnoliopsida; Lamiales; Acanthaceae
Product: cyclic nucleotide-gated ion channel 1
Exons: 8
Coding region: 487-2625 (712 amino acids)
Biological process (GO): transmembrane transport; monoatomic ion transport
Cellular component (GO): membrane
Molecular function (GO): monoatomic ion channel activity
Source: RefSeq, a predicted model, not a curated record